AUGAAUGAACGGGCCAAGCUGCGAUUCUUCUGCGACGGAUUGCCGCGUGAAAUUUGGAGACGCUGCAAGGACGAGCUGCGGUGUCUCAAGUGCACGAAACGGUACAGCGACUGGCGCAGCCUGCGAAAGCACAUGAACUUCUUCUGCCAGAUGGAACCGCUCUACCCCUGCCCGUACUGCCCCCACAGAGCCAGGAUACCCACCCUGUUGAAGUAUCACAUUGUUCGCGAGCACGUAGGACCCACCUCGAUCGAGGAGACGCGAUUCGAUCCGCUCGCGCAGCAAUUUGAGGACCUCGGGGAGUACGUGCAGGGCAAGCCUAACGUAUGCCCAAAAUGUGGAAAGGGCUACGCGUGGAAGGCGAGUCUCCAGCGUCACCUGAGCACCGUGUGCGGCACGCGGCCCAAGUUUUUCUGCAGUCUCUGCGGAUACAAGACCAAUCGCAAGGAUGUUCUGGUCAGGCAUAUACGGCACGUGCACGGCACGAAAUUGGAGUAG
Temnothorax curvispinosus is the source of this 498-nucleotide messenger RNA. Its product is annotated as zinc finger and SCAN domain-containing protein 10-like. Gene Ontology annotation, biological process: regulation of transcription by RNA polymerase II. Gene Ontology annotation, cellular component: nucleus. The transcript has 3 exons. Lineage: Eukaryota; Metazoa; Arthropoda; Insecta; Hymenoptera; Formicidae. The record is from RefSeq and is a predicted model, not a curated record. The coding region runs from base 1 to 498 and encodes 165 amino acids. Gene Ontology annotation, molecular function: DNA-binding transcription factor activity, RNA polymerase II-specific; RNA polymerase II transcription regulatory region sequence-specific DNA binding.